Messenger RNA from Mobula hypostoma (lesser devil ray), 2146 nucleotides. It is a transcript of the gene nudc, whose product is annotated as nudC nuclear distribution protein. The coding region runs from base 111 to 1127 and encodes 338 amino acids. Gene Ontology annotation, cellular component: cytoplasm. The transcript is spliced from 9 exons. NCBI's taxonomy places the organism in Eukaryota, Metazoa, Chordata, Chondrichthyes, Myliobatiformes, Myliobatidae. The record is from RefSeq and is a predicted model, not a curated record. Gene Ontology annotation, biological process: protein folding.
CCGUCCAUCAGUCGCGGUAGCACUUCCGGGUGAGCGACUCCGGGCCUACGGCUUGCGGCUGAGUCUAAGCGAGAAGGGAGCCCGAUUUCUUUUCUCCCCACCGCGACACCAUGGGGGACUCGGCCGCCGAGGAUCGUUUUGAUGGCAUUCUCCUCGCCAUGGCCCAGCAGCACGAAGACGGCGUGCACCAGCUUGUAGAUACAUUCUUCAGUUUCCUGAGGCGUAAAACUGACUUCUUCACUGGUGGAGAGCAAGGAGCAGCUGAAAAAUUGGUCACAGAGACAUUCAAGCGCCACCAGAAGUUAGCCGUACAGGCCCAGAUGGAGAAAGAGGUGAAGCGGGAAGCCGAGAAAAAGGAGAAAGUGGAGCGAGCCCUCCUUACAGAGGCCAAGGAGAGAUCAGUGACUGAAGCAAAGCAGCCGAAGAUCAAGGAGCUAACGGAUGAGGAGGCGAACCAACUGCAGAAGGAGAUUGAUCAGAAAAAAGAACAAGAAAGUGUUGGGGAUGGAAUUACAGCCAAUGGGGAAAAGCCCUCGGAAAAUCAGGAUUCAAAGCAGGCGGAGUCUGAAUCUGAAGGCGAAGAGGACGAGAAGGACAAAGGGAAACUGAAGCCCAACGCUGGAAACGGUGCUGAUCUGCCCAACUACCGGUGGACCCAGACUCUGUCUGAAGUGGAUCUUCUGGUACCAUUCCAAGUCAACUUCAGAUUGAAGAGCCGGGACGUGGUUGUGGAGAUCCAGAGGCGCCACUUGAAACUGGGCCUGAAAGGCCACCCACCUGUAAUCGAUGGUGAGAUGUUCAAUGAUGUGAAAGUUGAGGAGAGCUCAUGGCUGCUGGAAGAUGGAAAGAGCGUUAAUGUCCAUCUGGAGAAGAUUAAUAAAAUGGAAUGGUGGAACAAAUUAGUGACAACAGAUCCUGAGAUUAAUACCAAAAAAAUUAACCCUGAGAAUUCAAAGUUAUCAGACUUGGAUGGUGAGACUCGGAGUAUGGUGGAGAAAAUGAUGUAUGACCAGCGCCAGAAAGCUAUGGGACUACCCACUUCAGAGGAGCAGAAAAAACAAGACAUGUUGAAAAAGUUCAUGGAGCAGCACCCUGAAAUGGACUUCUCAAAGGCCAAGUUCAGUUAAAGAUGUGCCUGCCCUGGGGCUGAAAGGGAUACUCAGACUAUUGGAAGAGUUUCUGCAAAAUGGUUUCAUUAUGAGCAUUGCCUCGAUCUGUGCAUCCUGCAUCCCGAGUUUGUUUCACCAUUUGGGUUGUUCCUGAGCGCAUACAGAAUGUCUAACAUCUGCAUUGCAGUCACCACACUGCAUACAUCAGAUGGUGUUAGCCGAUGAAUUUGCAUUUUCUGGCUGGCCUCAUGACGAUCAUUGCACCUCCUUAGUGUGUCAGUUUCACAGACUAGCUGUGAACUACUGUCUGGCAAUGUGCAGUGCAGUUACAGUGGUCUUUAUCAUUUUCAAACAGGGCUCUACCCGAUAAUAUCUCUGUCCAAAUAAAAUCUCCAUUUCCUAUAUCCUUGCAUCAGUCUUGGAGUGAGAGUUUAGUUCGCAUCCCAUUGAAGGACAUGGUACGGCAGGGCCACCCAGAAAAUGCUUGAUAGUUCUUUAUUUUUCUUUCCUCUUGAGUUUACACGAGGAGCAGUGUGUGUCAAUAACAUUUGGCUACAACACAUUAUGUAUAAACCUGUGUUAGAAUCUCUCCUUGUUCACUCAGCAUGGAGGCUGUUGAGUAAGUGCUAUGCAAACCCCCCACCUGCUGAUAAAAUGGAAAUGGCUGAACUUGCGUUCAACCUAGUGUUUCUUGCUGGUAGCUGUGUGCUCUAGCCCAGUCAUGGCCAUGUUGAUAUACAUGCUGCUCUGAGAUGGGCUGUUGUGUGUUUGGUUUUGAAGUCAUCUGGUUGACUGAACUGCUGCACAUUUCCAGGUGAAGGGCAAAGUGUUGUAAUUAUGUGGGUCAUCGCUCUCCCUUUCCCUGUCUGUGUUUCCAGGUCAGUAACAGGGUGCCUAGAUAAAUUAGUGUCUUCAUCAAGCGUGUUAUGUUUUUUUUUAAAUAUUGGAUUGCAUUGAUGCACUGGAACGUAAGCUGAAAUUCAUUUCUCAAUAAAGCCAAGCCACCGGCAGCUGUGUGGCAAUGGUUUAUAAUAUAA